AGAAAAACACACUGAAUCAGCCGAUACUGAAAGAUACUUUAAAAAAUAAAGAGAAAUUCCCUGAGGACAGCGAAAAGGCCAAAAAGAUCACAGCCAAGAUAGCUGAAUUUAUUGCAGUGGAUGACCAGCCGCUUUCUGUGGUUGCAAAUGUUGGAUUUCUCCUGGAACACCUGGAGCCACGGUAUGAAUUGCCUUCUCGUCGCUACUUUACCAACACCGCUCUACCGGGCAUUCACAACAAGCUACGUGACCACCUGCUAGUCCUUCUGUCUGAGGCGCCUGCUUUUGGGUUUACCACAGACAUAUGAGGUUCGUCUGUUUGUCCGAUGUCCCUGCUAAGCUUUACUGCACAGUGGGUCGACUCCAGUUUUAAUUUACAACGUGUGACCUUGCAAGCUCAACACUUUCGUGGAUCUCAUACAGCAGAGCGUGUGAAACAGGCGAUCGAGGGGAAGCUGAACAGUUGGGGAAUAGCAAAGCAACAGGUCCAUGUAAUUUUGCGUGACAAUGCGCAAAAUAUGAAGAAGGUCAUGGAUGACAUGGGCGUACUGAGUAUGGGCUGUGUCGCACACACGCUUCAACUGGUCCUGCAGGAGGGUCUGCUCUCUCAGCUAACGCCAGGAAGAUAAUAGGCCAUUUCAAACAUUCUCCCUUGGCAUAUUCACGUUUGGAAGACAUCCAGAUUGACCUGAAGACAGCGUUAAAGCGCCUGCAGCAGGAUGUGGAGGUUUGAUGGAACAGCAGCCUCUACAUGUUACAGAGCAUUCUGGAGCAAAAGCGGGCUCUCAGUGUCUAUGCAGCUGAUCACAACCUCCCUGCCACAGUGACAGCUAACCAGUGGACGCUGAUGGAGAGGACAGCUGAAGUGUUAGCUCCCUUUGAAGAACUGACCAGGGAUGUGAGCAAAGAGACUGCAACUGCAGCUGAUGUGAUCCCUGCCAUUACAGCAGCCCUGAGACGUGUCCUGUCUCGGGAGCAAACCACUGACCAGGGUGUCAGAACCAUGAAAAGCACUCUCCUAGAGGCAGUGGAGACCUGCUUUGCUGAGGUGGAAAAGGUGCCAGUGUACAGCAUCGCCACUUUAGUGGAUCCAAGAUACAAAGACAGAUACUUCACAAAGUCAGACAACCUGAGCCUUGCUAAGGAAUCUCUCAUCCAGGAGAUGAUGAAGAUAGAGGAGAGCAGGGCUGCCAAUAAAGAGCCAGAGGCAGCAGAGCCUGUGAGCAAGGCACCUCGUCAAGAAGCAAGAAGCAGCCUUGGCAGUGCUUUAGACGAGAUCUUAGAAGAGUGUCAGUCAGGGGCACAAUCUGUGAGUAAAACUUCAGCAGAUGUCCAGAUGCAGAUCUACCUUUCAGAGCAAACCAUUCCUAGGAAAAACAAUCCACUAGACUUCUGGAAAACUCAUGCUACACAGUUCCCGUCACUAGCUGCUAUUGUAACCAAAUCUCUUUGUGCCCCCUGCACCUCAGUGGACAGUGAGAGACUCUUUAGUGUAAUGUCAAACAUCCUUGAUGAGAAAAGGAAUCAGUUCUCUCCUGAAAAGUUAGAGAUGCUGAUUUUCCUCAAAAAAACAAAAAAAAACAAAACAAAAAACAUCCACUUCAUUUUGAAGCCGUAGAGCUAGAGUAAGAGUUGAGCUUAAUGUAGACCAAAUUUAAGAAGUGAUAAUAAACCAGUGCCUUGC
Messenger RNA from Melanotaenia boesemani (Boeseman's rainbowfish), 1684 nucleotides. Its product is annotated as zinc finger BED domain-containing protein 4-like. Bases 752 to 1618 code for a protein of 288 amino acids. Gene Ontology annotation, molecular function: protein dimerization activity. The record is from RefSeq and is a predicted model, not a curated record. Lineage: Eukaryota; Metazoa; Chordata; Actinopteri; Atheriniformes; Melanotaeniidae. The transcript has 3 exons.